GCCGUCGCUAUUUGAUCAAAAGUCAAAAGAAGCCUUCUCGAAGUUUCUUGAUUUCCCCCAAUUGAUUUCCCAAUCUGCAAAAUUUAUUAAUCUUUGUCUCUUAAUUCGCUCCCGAUUUUCUGUAUUUCACCAUUCUUUUUAAAAUUUCAUCCGUCGCCAUUUUUGGUUCUUGGUAUUUUGUUUUGAUUUCGAAGUUCUCCCGACUUAGGGCUCUUAAGUUCUGAUCCGAAUUCACAAACAUUCGAUCGAUAAAACUCUUUCGGUCCCUGCCCGUUUCAAUUCGUAUCCAAAGAAGAAAUACCUGUUCUGCGAUUUCUAAAAGAAAGAAGGUUCGCACUUUGAAAAUCUCGAUUGCCCUUUGUAAAAUCCCUUUUCUGAUUCUAAUUCCCAAUUCAACCCAGAAGAAUUGUGGAGAUUCACCAAUUACCCGUCUUGCUUUCGUUUUCAAUAAAUAAUAAUAAUACCCAGAUAAUCAAGAUCCCGAAUUUAGCCUGCCACACGUAAUGGGCACAAUUGGAUUUCACAAAGAACCUCCAAAACCCUCAACUUCUUCCCCUGUUCCUUCUUCAACCUCCUCGACGUCUCGAACUGACACCGUGAACGGGUCCCAUGAAUUCAAAAUCAAGGGAUACUCCCUUGCCAAAGGCAUGGGAGUGGGCAAAUACAUAGCUUCGGAUACAUUUAUGGUGGGGGGCUAUGAAUGGGCAAUUUAUCUUUACCCGGAUGGAAAGAGCGCCGAAGAUAAUGCUUCGUACGUUUCGCUUUUUAUUGCUUUGGCAAGUGAAGGAACGGAUGUAAGAGCCAUUUUUGAGUUGACACUUCUGGACCAGAGUGGGAACGAUCGUCACAAGGUGCAUAGCCAUUUUGGCAGGAUACUUGAGAGCGGGCCUUAUACCCUUAAGUAUCGUGGGAGCAUGUGGGGUUAUAAACGCUUUUUCAAAAGAACGCUCCUCGACACAUCAGACUACCUUAAAGAUGAUUGCCUCUCAAUUCGCUGUUGUGUUGGUGUAGUUAAGUCACAUACAGAGGGACCCAAACUAUAUUCUAUUUCAUUGCCACCUUCUGAUCUUAGUCAGCAUUUGGGGAAGCUACUAGAAAGUGGAAAGGGAACUGAUGUGAAAUUUGAAGUUGACGGGGAAAUAUUUGAUGCCCACAAGUUGGUCCUUGCAGCUCGUUCACCUGUAUUCGGGGCACAACUUUUUGGCCCAUUGAAGGAUCAGAACACGCAGUGCAUUAGAGUAGAAGAUAUGGAAGCUCCUGUUUUCAAGGCAUUGCUCCAUUUCAUUUACUGGGAUAACUUACCAGACAUGCAUGAGCUAGUGGGUUCAACUUCUAAAUGGGCUUCUACACUUGUUGCUCAGCAUCUGCUUGCCGCUGCUGACCGUUAUGCGCUUGAGAGAAUGAGAUUGUUCUGCGAGGCUAAACUUUGUGAGGGUGUUGCAAUAAACACAGUUGCAACUACAUUAGCUUUGGCAGAACAUCACAACUGUUUGCAUUUGAAAGCUAUAUGCUUAAAAUUCGUUGCAUUGCCGGAAAAUUUGAAAGCUGUGAUGCAAACAGAUGGAUUUGAGUAUCUGAAGGAAAGCUGCCCGGGUGUUCUUACUGAAUUGCUGCAAUAUGUUGCGAGAAUCGGAGAGCAUUCUGUUAUUGCUUGUGGAUAUCGAAGAAGAAAAGAAGCACCACCAUUGGAUGGUACUGAUGUUAAUGUUCGGCGAGUCAAACCAAGACUACAAUGAUUUAGCGAAUAACAUGUAACUCAUCUUUUGAUUGGUUGGAAAACUAAUAAAGAGAGUAAGAUAGCAUUAGACAUUCUUUGCACUUGUACCAACAUUGGUGAAUAUUCGAAAAUUUAUAAGUUGAUUUAUACGAA
Hibiscus syriacus is the source of this 1870-nucleotide messenger RNA. RefSeq names its product BTB/POZ and MATH domain-containing protein 2-like. Gene Ontology annotation, biological process: protein ubiquitination. NCBI's taxonomy places the organism in Eukaryota, Viridiplantae, Streptophyta, Magnoliopsida, Malvales, Malvaceae. Bases 504 to 1736 code for a protein of 410 amino acids. The transcript has 4 exons. The record is from RefSeq and is a predicted model, not a curated record. Gene Ontology annotation, molecular function: protein binding.